Molecule: messenger RNA, 723 nt
Organism: Pseudogymnoascus verrucosus
Lineage: Eukaryota; Fungi; Ascomycota; Leotiomycetes; Thelebolales; Thelebolaceae
Exons: 3
Coding region: 131-649 (172 amino acids)
Cellular component (GO): mitochondrion
Source: RefSeq, a predicted model, not a curated record
AGGUUUGUCCAGUCGCGCUAAAAGCGGCACGUUUGUUGCGUGGUAGCGCCCAUAGCCGACGACACUUGAUAUUGAUCCCUCAAGGAAAACACUCCGAGUCUGCCAUUGAGGACCAAUUCAUAUCCUCAACAUGUUCGUCCUUCGGCGUCAGGCUGUUCAAUCUGCCAGAGGCAUUAGAACAGCCCGUUCAACCGCCCAAUUCUCCUCAUCGACCUCCCGAACCGCCCAUGAAGCAGGCCACGGCCAUGCAGCUCCAAAGGAUGAGCCUCUAGGACUCUCUGUCUAUAUGACACUCGCUGCUAUUCCCGCCGUCUACAUCGUCUACUCCCUAGCCCAGCCCUCCGUUGAUGGGAAGAAGCCGGCUCUCGAGAGGCUCAUCAACAGCUACUCCCACAUCCAGGAUACAUUUGCUGCCAGAAACAAGCUCCACACUGCUGCAAUUGAGCAGGCUGCAUUCGACCGCAACCUCUUCCAAAGCGACAGGAAGACAGAACACAUCAACCUCCGGUUCCCUGAAACCUUCAACACAGGGUCUCCACAUAACGUCAUCGCUGGCCAGGGCCCAAGGGAUAUCGAGAAGCUUGUUGCCCAUUAUGAGCAGUUGAACAAUGCGGCUGAGGAGAAGAAGGUCCUCGCAAGGCAGGCCUGAAGUCGGUGACAUAGAAGAAAUAGAAUACCCCUUACCAUAUGAUGCUGCCAUUAUUUGUGUCCUAACUUCUAGGC